This is a messenger RNA of Plectropomus leopardus (leopard coralgrouper), 3479 nucleotides long. It is a transcript of the gene actr8, whose product is annotated as actin related protein 8. NCBI's taxonomy places the organism in Eukaryota, Metazoa, Chordata, Actinopteri, Perciformes, Serranidae. The record is from RefSeq and is a predicted model, not a curated record.
CAUGCUCCCUCAUGAUCAGAAUUCAACUCAGUACACACAGAGGCUUCACUGCUACCACUUGAUUUGACAUGACAAGUAGCAUAUGGUGGUUAAUGUUAGCAAACUAGUAAUUGUUGUACCUAUCAUUACUGAGCCAUUUUCCUGCUUGUAUAACUCUUCUCUGUUAUGCUACAUUUUAGCAUUUAGGGAGCGACCAUGACCAUGCUGCCACUAAAAUUAACUAUAUUUCAGUUUCUGGCUGUGAUAAGUGAUGUGAUUUUGGCAGGUUUUUAAAGAGACAUGCCCUUGAAACUCACUUGCAGGUUUGAGGGUAUUUAAAAUAGGCUUAAUACAAAAAGCAACAAUUUAAAGUUGAAGUGCCUCCCCUAAAUCAAACAUAACAUAACACAUAAGAUAAUUCACACCCCAGUGUUUUAAAAAAAAUGUUUGAAGUGCCUCCCCCUAUCUAAACUGAGGAAUGUUAUAAUAUUCCCUUCAAUAUAGCCCAUAUAUUAUUAUUUUAGGUAUUAAUAUUAUUAUCAAUAAUAAUAACUUUAUUUAUAUAUCACCUUUAAAAACUUAGUUCACAUAGGGAUUUGAAUAAGGAAGCAAAGCAGAAAUGGGAUACAUAGAUGGCAAUACAACAAUGGAAAAUAAAACAGAAACUAGAGUAGAGUUAGGAUGAAAUUAAAACGAGAGGACAAAUUAUGCAAGAUGCAGGACGCAUAAUGUCAGUAUGAAACAAUACAAAGAAAUAGCCCCAACACAACAGCAACGUUCAAAGCAAUCAAUCCACAAAGAAAAUGAAACGAAAUAGAAAACACAUAAAUUAAAGCCAUCAAAGAAAUAAAAACGAAGCAACAAAGAUAUACAACGCAAUAAAAAGAAAUAAAUAUACUUGAAAAAUAGCAAAGCAAGUUAAACAUGUUUGCCAGCAGGUAAGGGGCGGUGGCACAGAAAAAAAAUCUCUCGACAAAUCAAAAUCGCUGUAUUGCACCACGUGAUCAAACACGGAAGUAGAAUCUACCGCUUCCACAACUUGUGAUUCAGAGAGAGGUCCUCGCUUGAUGUUGCAUUUUGAAGCACGCCACAAACGCUAGAAGGUCUCGACUCAUUUUUUCUGACUAUUUAGUCGACUAAAUGCAUCAGUGAUCAUGACUCAGGCUGAGAAAGAGCAAGACAACGGGAAGGAGAAAGAAAAGGAGCGAGACAAGGAGAAAGAGAAGGAGCAGCAACGCGGCGUGAAGAGACCCAUCGCUCCUCCGGCUAUCCCAGACCCCCUGCAGGAGCAAAUACAGAGCAAUUUUAUCGUGGUCAUCCACCCUGGUUCAAGGACGCUCCGCAUCGGCAGAGCCACGGACACUCUUCCGGUGACACUCCCACACGUGAUAGCACGCAGACACAAGAAAAGUGGACAGCCCAGAUAUGAAGAUGCCUGGCUGUUGAGAGACGGUCUAAAUAAACCAGAGAGUAAUGAGCAGAGGCAGAAUGGGCUUAAAAUGGUCGACCAGGCCAUCUGGUCCAAGAAGAUGUCGAAUGGAGUGCGGAGGACGCCUGUGUCCGCGGAGCAGGCCAGAGCUUAUAACUGUCAGAUCCGUCCGGCUGUACUUGACAGCAGCUCCAGGGUGAAGUGGACCAACACAACCCACCAGCCUCCUCAUCUGGUGGGAGAGGAGGCUCUUUAUGUGAAUCCAUCUGACUGUUAUAACAUCCACUGGCCUGUGGUCAGAGGUCAGCUCAAUGUUCAUGCGGGGCCCGGAGGUUCACUGACUGCCGUCCUGGCUGACCUUGAGACAAUCUGGAGUCACGUUAUUCAAAAGCAGCUGGAGAUCCCCCUCAAAGACUUGAAGUAUUACAGAUGCAUCUUGUUGGUCCCAGACAUUUACAACAGACAGCACAUCAAAGAAGUUGUCAACAUGCUGCUGCUUAACAUGGGCUUCUCAGCAAUCAUAGUGCACCAGGAGUCAGUGUGUGCUACAUUUGGCAGCGGGCUGAGCAGCGCUUGUGUUGUGGAUGUAGGAGACCAGAAGACCAGUCUUUGCUGUGUAGAGGACGGAGUGUCCCACCGUAACUCCAGGUUGUGUUUGGCGUACGGUGGCUCAGAUGUGACCCGUACUUUCUUCUGGCUCCUGCAGAGGGCGGGCUUUCCCUACAGAGACUGUCAGCUGUCCAGCAGACUGGACUGUCAGCUCCUGCAGCAUCUAAAAGAGACCUUCUGCCAUCUAAACCAGGACAUAUCGGGACUACAAGAUCAUGAAUUCCAGACACGUUUCCCAGAAGCCCCAGCUCUUCUCUACCAGGUUCGACUAGGUGAUGAGAAGUUACAGGCACCCAUGGGUCUCUUCUACCCGACCACAUUUGGCAUCGUAGGUCAGAAGAUGACAUCACUUCAGCACCGCUCCCAAGGUGAUUCAGAGGAUCCUCAUGAUGAGCACUACCUGCUGGCUACACAGAGCAAACAGGACCAGUCCUCCAAAUCUGCCGCAGACCGGAAGGCUGUUUCCAGACCAGGUGGUGGUUUGGAUGGUGAGAUGAGCAGUCAGGGAGGGAUCGGGGAGCUCUCUGACCUGGCCAGGGGCUGCGGGAGUGGCGGUGGUGGAGUAGGAGGGAUGAAGGGGGAGAUGGAGCUUGGACCUGCCCAGGGGGAGUGUCUGAUGGGGGCAGGAGAGGUGGAGGAGCCCCUGUCUGCGCACCUCUCUAGAAAGACUGCCAUCAUGAGCCAGUUUGAGAGCAAAGCACUGGGCCUGGAUAAAGCCAUCCUGCAUAGCAUCGACUGCUGUGGAUCAGACGAAACCAAACGCAAAAUGUACAGCUCCAUCUUGGUAGUGGGAGGAGGGCUCAUGUUUCAUGGUGUUCAGGAGUUUCUGCUUCACCGCAUCAUCAACAAGAUGCCGCCGUCAUUCAGGAGGCUGGUAGACAACGUGGAAGUAAUUACCCGGCCAAAGGACAUGGACCCUAGGCUGAUAUCGUGGAAGGGUGGAGCAGUGCUGGCGUGUCUAGACACCACUCAGGAGAUGUGGAUCCAUCAGAGGGAGUGGCAGCGCUUUGGUGUCCGAAUGCUUCGUGAGAGAGCUGCCUUUGUCUGGUGAAACCAACAGGGUGUCUGCACAGGAGGUGUAGCAUGAGCAGCAUGUGAGCAGAGCAGCAGCAUCCGUGCUCAGUGCACACACAGGAUGCUCUCUGAACCGAAAGACCUAACAGCUCAAAAUGCUACAGCUCUUGAAAGGUAAAACGUCAUCGUAUCAAGUAAAAAUUUAAAUCUGGACAGCAUCGCAGUACGCAGUGGGAAAGUAUGUCGACUGUAUCAUUUUGACAGUUACAGCACUCCUAACACCUUGUCGAAUAUUUUCACCAGUCCUAAUUUCAAUUGUUGCGUGGGCUGUUUUAUCCAUCAGAAACCCAGAUGAGGUCAUUGUUGUGUAACUUUUGAACAGCUUUUAACAAAAUUUUGUAAAUAAUCUCCCAUGUUAAUGUGUGUAAAUAAACUUGUCAAAGUUGGA